Molecule: messenger RNA, 2610 nt
Organism: Hansenula ciferrii
Lineage: Eukaryota; Fungi; Ascomycota; Saccharomycetes; Phaffomycetales; Wickerhamomycetaceae
Gene: ATG9
Product: autophagy protein ATG9
Exons: 1
Coding region: 1-2610 (869 amino acids)
Biological process (GO): autophagy of mitochondrion; protein localization to phagophore assembly site
Cellular component (GO): autophagosome; phagophore assembly site
Source: RefSeq, a predicted model, not a curated record
AUGACAUCCCAUCAGCCACCCACCUUCUUGUCUCGUGUAUUUGGUGCCAACUCUAACGUGAGGGAUGAGACAGAGUUAUCCAGUAUAAGAGAUGGUUAUAAUUCACAAGGCGCUAGUAAUAAUCAUUCACUGCUUGGUGGUAGUGGGAGAGGCCGUAAUAGGUCAUUGAUAGAGUCGGAUCAAGAGGAAAGUGAAUCAGAUCAUGAAUUUGCAUAUGAAGAGGAUGAUGAUGAUGAAGACGAUGAUCUAUACCACCCACAAGACUAUAUUACCAAGAAUGAUAACAAGAAUGGAACUCGUCAAAAUUCAAAUGAUACUGAUAACCCUAAUCAACUUGAUUUCAUCAAUGAAGGAGACCAUGAACAAGAAGAUGUACCCAUAUCGAUCAUGGUUCAACCUGAUAAUAAUAAACAAAAACAACCUUCCAGAGAGACAUUGAAUAGAAAAAACUCUUUCAAAGACCAAAUAGGAAGAAAAAUCAACUUUCCCAAACUAAGGAGUCAACCACCAUCAAAACCAUCAACAUCUUCAAAUCAAAAUGUUCAAUUUCCAGUGGACGAUUUAGAAGCUCAAACAUCAUAUAAAAGACCUAUUCAUGAGAACAUAUCACCUAGUAUUGGUGAAGAUGAGAGAGCAAGAAGAGCUAGAUUAGGUAUAUUGAAUCCUAAAGAGCGUGCAUUGUGGAGAUGGGCAAAUGUUGAGAAUCUUGAUAGGUUUUUACAAGAUGUAUAUUCUUAUUAUUUAGGAAGUGGUUAUUAUGCUAUUUUAUUAUCUAGAACUCUUGAUCUUGCAACAUUAGCUUUUGUUGUUUAUUUUUCAACAUAUUUAUCCACAUGUAUUGAUUACUCAAAGCUAAGUGACUCACAUACAAAAAGCCUUGAUCAAAUUAGAGUUGAUCAAUGUUAUUCAAAAAUCCAUGCAUUUCCAAAAUUCAUGCUUUGGUUGUUUUACAUUUAUUUUGCACUGAAAGUUGUACAAAUUUAUUUGGAUGCUAAAGCUCUCAAAGAUAUUCAUCAAUUUUACAAAUAUUUAUUGGAUAUUUCAGAUAAGGAUUUACAAACCAUCUCAUGGCAAGUCGUCGUCAGUCGUUUGAUGUUAUUGAAAGAUCAAAAUGCAGUUACAUCAAACGUAUCAGAUAAAAAGUCAAAAUCGAGAAUUGAUGCCCAUGAUAUAGCAAAUAGAAUUAUGAGAAAGGAAAAUUAUUUUAUUGCGUUAUAUAACAAAGAAAUUUUGGACUUGACAUUACCUAUUCCUGGAUAUAGAAAGAAUUUGUUAACAAGAACAUUAGAAUGGAACUUGAACUUAUGUAUCUCAGGAUUUGUUUUCAAUGAAAGUGGUCAAAUAAGACAAUCAUUUUUGAAAGAAGCCAAAAGAAAAGAAUUAGCUGAUGAAUUAUCGAAAAGAUUUAUGUUGGCUGGUAUAUUGAACAUUGUACUUGCACCAUUGAUUGUUACGUAUUUCAUCUUGUUAUACUUUUUCAGAUAUUUUAAUGAAUACAGAAGAAAUCCAGGAUCAAUUGGAUCCCGACAAUAUACACCAUUUGCAGAGUGGAAAUUCAGGGAAUUCAAUGAAUUAUAUCAUUUGUUUCAAAGAAGAUUGAAUCUUAGUGUCCCAGAAGCUGCAAAAUAUGUUGAUCAAUUUCCAAAGGAGAAAACUACCAUUGUUUUGAAGUUUGUUGCUUUUAUAACAGGUUCGUUUGCUGCUGUAUUAGGUAUAUUAUCAGUAGUAGAUCCUGAUAUGUUUUUCAACUUUGAAAUAACAAAAGAUAGAACUGUGUUAUUUUACAUCAGUAUUUUUGGUACUAUAUGGGCUGUUUGUCAUGGUGCAAUUCCUGAAGAAUAUCAAGUGUUUGAUUCUGAAGCUAGUCUUAAACAAGUUGCAACUUAUACACAUUUCUUACCACAAUCAUGGGAAGGAAAAUAUCACACAGAAGAGGUCAAAGCUGAGUUUUGUGAAUAUUUUGAUUUGAAACCUUUCAUAUUACUUCGUGAAAUUUCAAGCUUAAUAAUGACUCCUUUUAUUCUUUGGUUUUCACUUCCAAAAUCUACAAAUAGAAUUGUGGAUUUCUUCAGAGAAUUUUCUGUACAUGUUGAUGGGUUAGGAUAUGUUUGUACAUUUGCAAUGUUUAACUUUGAUAAGUCUAAAAAGGGUUUGCAGUCAAAGAAAUCUAUAUCACCAAAUGAUCCAAGAAAGACCCAUUAUAAUUCAGGUGAAGAUAAAAUGAUGAAGUCAUAUUUAUAUUUCAUGGACAGUUAUGGAAAUAAUGAAACACAAAGAAAUGGGAGGUUACAGAGACCAGUGAGAUCACAACCUUUACAUCACUCUUCAUACGGAGAAUUAAGUCAACAGCAAAGUGUCACUAAUUUAGCCAAUGAUUUUGGAUCCAAAUCUGUUGUCUUGAAAAAUAGAAGACCACCUACUACAGGCUAUCAAAAUUUCAAGGCCCCAGAAAUGAAUACUUCUAAUGAUCGCGCCCUAUUAGGAGAUUCAUUUAUUACAACCAUGCCUCAAACAGAUGUUAAUGAAGCUGAAGAGGAUGGAGCACAAAAUCCAGGAGUUUUAGGUUUACUAAACCAAUUUUAUAAAGAUUAUGAGAUCUCGCAUAAUUGA